Klebsormidium nitens is the source of this 1584-nucleotide messenger RNA. The record is from the annotation of a GenBank genome assembly. NCBI's taxonomy places the organism in Eukaryota, Viridiplantae, Streptophyta, Klebsormidiophyceae, Klebsormidiales, Klebsormidiaceae.
UUUUGGCCCUGGGGGUCAUCAGCUGCCACGGCGGAGCACAGGCUGAGGAGAACGAAGGACGUCAGAGGGAAUGUGGUGAACUUACCCUCGGAAGACCCGGAUAGCAAAAUUCUCUGAAAAGUGCAAGGAUUGUGCGCAAGCUAGCAGAAAAAGGUGUUGAGAGCGUCUGCCAGGAUGUUGCGCUCGUCGAUCGCAGGUGGUGCAACCGAGGUAUCUAAGUUGCUUUCAGGAGUAAUCAUACGGGGUUUGGUCGCCUCUCCAAGCUGCCGUGGAUUCGCCGCGGGAGCUAGUCAAGCAGGCGAUGAUCUCACCAAUGCAGACAGAUACUCAGUGGUUUUUGGUGACACUAAAACGCUGCUUUCGCAGGCGUGCGAGGUGGUGGACGCUGAGAUCAGUGGGAAUGGUUCUGGGGCUGCUCAAUUGCAUCUAAGUGAUAGCGCCUUGCCCGCCGAGAAAAUGGGGUUCGGCAAUGCUUCUAGUGCGGACAUUUCUUCCCUUCGGUGGCCAAGGUUUCAAAGCGCUGUUUUUGGCUCCUUCACAACCGGUGCCUGGCAAGAAGAGGCCUUAUUCCGACAGCAUUCACAGGCGGUGCACUCCAUUGCACUUCGUCUCAAGGAUGCCGGAAGGACGAUGGACGGUAUGAGUACGCAAGGGCAGAUCUCGGAACCUUUGGGUUUAGUCGCUACCAGCGGGCACGUCGACGUUGCGGAGCAGACUUCAGAAUCUGCAUCCGAUGCUCUCGAUGGAGUCGGUGCCGAGGCUGCCACAAGCGGGGAAACUGCAAGUAGCGAAAGCGAGCGCUCUGUCGCGGGCAGCGAUGAGAUGCGCGGCGACCCACAGGAGGUGGAUCAGGAUCAUGCGGAAGCGGGGGUUACGAGCGAGUCGCAAACAAAGGGCGCGAGAAACUUUGCCCGUGAGCAGGUGUGCACAGUGACGAUUGUGGCCAAGGCGUUUGAGCCUGAGAUGGUCGAGUACUUCCAGGACUCGGUGCUGGCGGAUUGGGUCGACGACGAGGAGCCGACGGCGGCGCUGGAGGAGGGGGCCGGUCAGGGACCGCGAGCGCUUCUGGAAGGCCACCGAAAGGCAGACGAUGCAUCUGCGACGCCUUCAACCUCAUCACCCCCGAAAACUAAGGCUCGAGCUGUGUCAGCAAUCCUGCCAACCCACAAAAGAAGGUUCACGGUCUUGAGAUCGCCCCACAUUGAUAAGAAGUCAAGAGAACAAUUUGAAAUCAACGUACACAAGCGUCUUGUGAAGAUCCGAGUUACAAUGCGGGAACUGCCGCUGCUAGUCAACUGGUUGAAGGAGCAAGCUUUCAUAGGGGUGCAGCUUGGAGUCACUGUGAAGUAUCAAACACCUCUGUCGGUGCCAGGAAAACAAUGAUGUGCAUAAGUCUUUGUGGUAAAGACAAGCAUUAUUUGACCAGUGACUGAUUCUUGAGAUGGUUCCUUCGGAAGCCGGAUCAACUGGAUUGAAUCUUGUCUAAUACAUGCUUGCUGAUCUGUAGCCUGCCGAAAAGUUGCUGAUUAAAUCUACCUCUUCGGUGAUUGCAAGAAACCCAUUCGAGUGUGUGCAAGUCUGCGC